This is a messenger RNA of Cajanus cajan (pigeon pea), 919 nucleotides long. RefSeq lists its product as uncharacterized. The record is from RefSeq and is a predicted model, not a curated record. NCBI's taxonomy places the organism in Eukaryota, Viridiplantae, Streptophyta, Magnoliopsida, Fabales, Fabaceae.
CCUCUGAAUCACUCUAUCUUCCAUUCCUUCUUCUUCUUAUUCUUCUUCUUAUUUCUCUGAACCAAAAUGCAGCAGCGAUCUUCAGGUUCAAGCUCGCGCGGUCCCGGCGACGAGCACAGAGCCAUCAACGUCGGUGCGGACCAGCUGCAACACACGAAGCGGAGAAGGAGCUUCGACGACGACUCGCGCGACGGCCUUCCGAUUUACCACCGGAGCGCCACCGCAAGGAGGGACACUUCCCGGUCGCGCUCGCCGGCGGCGGAGAAAUGCAUUCACGUAAUCCCUGUCAUUGUGGUGCUCUGCUUCUUCACUCUCUGGUGGUUCUCUUUUCCAGUGGAUGUGGAGGUUAAGGACGGUAGGAUUACAGCGAUACGACAGAUUCGUGCACCACUUCCUAACGAUACUCGAAUUGAUCUUACCGUACUAGCAGUUGCUGCGUCAUCGCCGAUUCCUGCGAAUCCUCAAAAUCUCUCAGGUGAUGACGAAAACUAUUUGCAACCUGUGAGUUCGCCUAAUUGAAUGAACAUUUUUCUUCUUGUGUGAGAAUAAAAUGGAAGAGGCUGAAGGAUUGAAGAAAUUUUAGGUCAUUACGCGACGUAGAAUAGAACUAUAAUCUGAAUCUGUGAUUUAGGAUCUCCUUCGUUAGAAGAAUAACGAACUUUGAAAUGUUGGUACCACACUUUGUUAUGCUUUUUCUAACAUACAAAUUCACGUGGGAUUCAAAUGUCUCAUGAAUUUCAUUCAAUAGUAAGAUUGUGUUGUCGGUUUAUAUUCCUGUGGUGAAUUUCAUACAUACAAUGCAUUCCUAGACGGAUAAGGAUUGGCUUAUAUGUUUAGUUGAGUUUGUAUAGGAAGGGGAGGGUAGUAGAAGAUGACAACUGUAGCUUGUGAUAUUGUGAUCAAUCACAGUGGUUUCUGU